This is a messenger RNA of Leucoraja erinaceus (little skate), 3613 nucleotides long. Its product is annotated as casein kinase I-like. The record is from RefSeq and is a predicted model, not a curated record. Gene Ontology annotation, cellular component: nucleus; cytoplasm. Lineage: Eukaryota; Metazoa; Chordata; Chondrichthyes; Rajiformes; Rajidae. Gene Ontology annotation, biological process: signal transduction; peptidyl-serine phosphorylation; endocytosis. Gene Ontology annotation, molecular function: protein serine/threonine kinase activity; ATP binding.
GGGAAGGAUGUCACAAUGGGGCGUUCAUCAAUCUACUUACACACCAUCAUGUUCAGGCAGCUCGCUGCUCUCUCCAGCACCCUGCCGAAAUUCGCCAACAAGAUCAGGAAAAAGGACGGCAUGAGCAAAAUAAAGAUGGAGCUGAGAGUUGGAAACAAAUACAGGCUGGGCAGGAAGAUUGGCAGCGGCUCUUUCGGGGACAUUUACCUGGGUGCAAACAUAGCUACUGGAGAAGAAGUUGCGAUAAAGUUGGAAUGUGUCAAAACGAAACACCCACAGCUCCACAUUGAAAGCAAGUUUUACAAAAUGAUGCAAGGAGGAGUUGGGAUCCCGUCCAUUAAAUGGUGCGGAGCGGAAGGCGAUUACAGCAUGAUGGUGAUGGAGCUGCUCCGCUCGGGGCCCAGCCUCGCCCCUCUUCAACUUCUGCUCCAACGCAAGUUCAGCCGGGCGACCGUGCUGCUCCUGGCGGACCAUGAAAUCAGUCGAAUUGAGUACAUUCAUUCCAAAAACUUCAUCCACCGUGAUGUUAAACCAGACAACUUCCUCAUGGGCUUGGGCAAGAAGGGGAAUCUGGUUUACAUCAUCGACUUUGGCCUGGCCAAGAAAUAUCGCGACGCGCGGACUCACCAGCACAUCCCAUAUCGGGAAAACAAAAACCUGACUGGUACGGCGCGGUACGCCUCCAUCAACACCCAUCUGGGCAUCGAACAAAGUCGCCGUGAUGACCUGGAGUCACUGGGUUACGUCCUGAUGUAUUUUAACUUGGGCUCGUUGCCAUGGCAGGGACUGAAAGCGGCCACUAAACGGCAGAAGUACGAGCGUAUCAGUGAGAAAAAGAUGUCAACUCCCAUCGAAGUGUUGUGCAAGAGCUACCCGUCUGAGUUUUCUACCUACCUGAACUUCUGUCGCUCCUUGCGUUUUGAUGACAAGCCUGACUAUUCGUACCUACGCCAGCUUUUCAGGAACCUUUUCCACCGGCAGGGCUUCUCGUACGACUACGUCUUUGAUUGGAACAUGCUGAAGUUUGGUGCGGGUCGUACCCCAGAGGAGAGCGAGCGUGAACGCAGAGACCACGAGCGUGAAGAGCGGGUGGUGCAGACGCGCAGUUCUGCGACGCGAGUUCUACCGCCCGGCACGGGAGCCGGCGCCGUGGGCAACCGGUUACGGAACGGUCAAGAUGCCACGCUCCCCACUCAGGCCACCCGUGUCCAGCAGUCUGCAAACACCUCGCCAAGGCCCAUCUCUCGAGCGGAGAGGGAGCGCAAGGUCAGCAUGAGGCUGCACAGAGGGGCUCCAGCCAACGUCUCGUCCUCCGAUCUUACAGCGCGGCAAGAUGCGUCCCGUAUUUCUGCAUCACAGACCAGUAUGCCCUUUGAACAUCUGACAAAGUGACUAAUGUCGUUGGAACAGCAGGUAAGAUUUGAUUCCUUCGCUGACGUGAGCCAACGAUCGGGACGUUCUUUCCGCCAUUGACCACUGCGAACAGGCUUUCGGGGAGGAUAUUGGAACAGGGCUCGCUACGGCCUGCUAUUUUAUUUGUGUGUGAAUUGGGAAACGCGGGACCUCCAGUUUCAGUCUGAACAUACUUGCAAUGAUCUUGUCAAUCACCUCAGAUUUAUUAUAUGCAUUUCUUUUUUUUCCCCUCCUGUCUGUUUGGAGUUUUCUUUUUACCUGGAAGAAACCCCCCUCUCCCCUAACCCCCCCCCCUCCAAUACGCCCCUCUGAAUUUCACCCUCACUGCCCCCUCCCCUUUCCAGCCCUACAAGAAGGAAGUUGUGCCUCCUGCCUUCAAGUAGUCAAGGCCUUGCUCCUCUUCCGAACGGCGGCCAGCUGCAAUUGUCCCGUCUUCCCCGCCUUUUGCCACCCGCCCGCCGACUUGCGGGAGGGUUGGGUUGGCUUUUCCAAACGAUCAUUUAAAGAUGGGAGGUGAGAGGAAAAGAGGAAAAACGCUAAAAUACUGAGAUUGGGAGGGAAAAACGAUGUGUAGUAAUCCUGAUUCAGCAAUGCCAAACUUGGCCACUGAUAUUUUCUUUUAAAACAUACACUGGCAUCCUCUCAGCGACUGAGUUUAAGUAGUUAGAUCUAGCACCCGAUGCUACCGUAGACUUUGCGCGGUGUGGUAUAAGUAGAAUUGGGAACGCCUCCUUCAUUUUUAAGUCACAUUUGUAGGUCCCUGUACAUAAGGCAUUUUCUUUAACAUCCUCCACCCAGACUGAACCUUCACUCUGAAUAAUAUUCACUCUGUGUCUCUUUCCUUGUAAGUAUUGAAAGUUAAUUUUUUUUUAAUCUGUAUCCAGGGUGAUAAGACUUAAUAUUUUUAAAAGUAUAUAUAAAAUCGGUUAUGAUUUUUAAUAGCAGCACUACUGUUGCAAAAAUGGGAACGGCGAAAAUCCUUUCCCAGCAAAUGCCCAUUUAACAAGGGUUUGUCAAAUCAGAACUGCUUUGUCCUCUUUGGUGUCAACUAUAUCUUGUACAUGUGUGUUGACAAAACCAGUGACUUGGAACUGCAUUGGCUGCUAACUUCUGAAGAAUGUAUGUAUUUAUUUUUUAAAGUCUUUUUUAUAGUGUUCUGUUGUCUUUUCUUCAAGAAAGGAUCAGAAAAUGCAGAGGGGAGUGAGGGACGUAAGGUUUUCUAAUCCAGAUCGGGAUCCAAAUUAAACAACUUUGCAUUAACUCGGAGCUGGAGUUGCAAAGUUCUGCUUUCAACCAGACAUUAAUCGCUUGUCCUUGGAGGAACACCAGUCCCUGUGCUCUAGUAUUUUCCGAAAUCCUGAAGAUUAAAGUUGCGUUGAAAUCCGGAUCCUUUUUUUUGUUUGUAAGGCAUCGUGUGUUUUAGUUUGCGUUGUUGAAGAUUGGCACCAGGCAUGCGGCCUGUAUUGGUCCAAGUAAGAGGAGUAAUGACAAAACAAAUCCAUGUUGUAUAUUGUACUUCAAACCGUUUUCUGAAUGUGUGUGUGUGUACGUGUAUGUAUUUUGGCUACUGGCAAGACUUUAAGGGAAUUAACGAUUAGUGGCUUCAAGACUUCUGGCUUGGUUCAUUUUGUAAUCACUCCCAAAUUUUAGCCUGUGCACAGCAUGUGUUUGUCUUGCCUGACCUGGAUUUUAUUUUCAGAAGUGACACAGCCUGACUAGUUAGGGGCCAUGCAAGACUAGAAUACCUGUUUGCGAUUUUAAAACGGAGGAAAACACCUUUUUAUUGGUAAUGCAGAUAUAACUUUGCUCUUUGAGGGGAGUGCACUGAUUUUUAAGCUCUGGGUUUAAUGCCUGCAAUAAAGCAACAAAUGGAAGUGUCCUGUAACUAUGUUAGUUUGACCAUUUAGUGUUCCUGGCAGUGAUUUUGUUGGCUUUUCUGUGGGGUGGGUUGAGUCUAUCCUGUCUUGGGGAAAACUUCAAAAUGUGAACUUUGCUGAAAUGUAAAAUGGUUUGAACUGCCCCCUUGCCCAACCGCCCCUUUUUUAAAAAAAAAAAGAAAGUGCUCUCUGACCUGUCUCGAUGUCUAAUGUACAGUUCUUUAUUCCUGAUUCUAUUUAACGUUAUUUACAAUGCAAUUUAAUAUGGAUGUUAUUUGUGUACAUUUUAAAACUUAUAAAUAAAAGGGAGAGGAGAAAACUAA